Molecule: messenger RNA, 323 nt
Organism: Staurois parvus
Lineage: Eukaryota; Metazoa; Chordata; Amphibia; Anura; Ranidae
Source: the annotation of a GenBank genome assembly
AUAACUCCCUUACAGGGGCGGACUGACAACUCAUGGGGCCCCCGGGCAAUAGGGGAUCAUGGGGCCCCUGUGUCUUUGCCCAAAUUUAAAAAAGCCUAUGAAAAAGGUACCAGGGGCAUCUCAUGGGGCCCCCUACUGACCCCGGGCCCUCGGGCAGUGCCCGAGUUUCCAAAUGGUCAGUCCGCCCCUGCUCCCUUAUUAUGUAGUACAGAAUGUAGGGGUGUCCAUGCCGUAUAGUAGAAGUAGGGUGCUGGUCACCUUCCUGUAAAGAAGAGGAUCCCUACAUAACCACAGCAGGUGGACAUUUUUGUUAUUUUUUAUUU